Mus musculus (house mouse) is the source of this 3446-nucleotide messenger RNA. It is a transcript of the gene Tacc3, whose product is annotated as transforming, acidic coiled-coil containing protein 3. Gene Ontology annotation, molecular function: protein domain specific binding. Gene Ontology annotation, cellular component: spindle pole; cytoplasm; centrosome. Gene Ontology annotation, biological process: microtubule cytoskeleton organization; mitotic spindle organization; regulation of microtubule-based process. NCBI's taxonomy places the organism in Eukaryota, Metazoa, Chordata, Mammalia, Rodentia, Muridae. The coding region runs from base 1266 to 2981 and encodes 571 amino acids. The transcript is spliced from 14 exons. The record is from RefSeq and is a predicted model, not a curated record.
AGCGUAUGGUGCUCUAGAGCGCUCAGCUCACAGCCAGGGCUGCAGAGAUCCCGCUUGCUUGUUCAUGAUCUUGACCGGCUUCUGCUCCAGUUCCUCACCCUUGGAGUCUCCAAGCGCCCGGUUAAGCGCCAACCACCGGCCGGCACACAGGAGGCUCACCUAACGGCAGCAGUGAGUGACACAGUAGUGUGGCGGAAGUGCGGCGAAGGUGGUAAGGUACGAAGGCGGCGUCCUCGCUGCCCAGCCAGCCCGACAACAGAUUCUGCACUGUGAGCCCGGCCGAGUAGAACUCGUUGGGCGUGAACACGAAGCACACUGCGAAGACCAGGUAGGCCAACGUGAAGGUCACCUCAGGGCUGUCCAUCCCGCCACCGCUCACUGGGCCGUGCAGAGGCAGGAGAGUCCAGUUCUGGACAGUUGGUUUGUUGCCGCAGCCACCGCCGUCAGAUCGCCCGCGGGGCACUCUGGGAAACGGAGUCCAAGUCCGGCUACUGGCGGGGCAUCCUGCGAAUCUGAGCGCCUCCUGUCCAGGCACCCGCAAAGCAUUCUAGGAAAUGGAGUCCCCUCCUCAGGCUGCCCGCGGGGCACUGUGGGAGACAAUUUCCCUGUUGGGUUGACCCGAAGGGCACCCUGGGAGUCAGAGUCUCGCGAGGCCGCCCCCGGCAUUCUGAGUGGGGAGUUCUCGGACCCUACGCUGACCCACAAGCUGUGAGCCGCCCAGACACCCCCCGUAAGGGUUCAACUUCUCCCUUACAAACAGCUCGGAGGAGACACUGCAACUGGGUCCAUUUAACAGCUGAGAAAAACCGAGCCAGGGCGAACUGGUUUCCAACCGCAUUCGCGGCCGACCAUGAGAUUUUCUGGGCCAUGAUGGCUCUCACAGUCACUGGCUACCAACAAGCCCUCUCGGCCCCCGAUGCUAGACCACAGUUCCCAUACGCCCCAACGCUCCCACUGUGCCCUCAGUCCCGGAAGCGGAACUCCCUGCGCAAGAAGGGCGGGACCAGUAUGGCUUGCAAUUGGCCACAGGUGGCUCUACGGAAGCCUCUUCUCCAACGCGCUGAUUGGCUGUGGAACGCCAACUUUCGGUAUUUGAAUCUGGGGCGGGCGUAGCGGACGACGUUCCGGGACUGCGAGAGCGGACCUUGUUGGGGUUCCUUCGGCUGGGUUUCUCCUGCUCCGUUUUCUUAGCGCGAAGCGGGCACGGCGCUCCUCCCUUGCGGUGGGCGUCCGCGCGGGCCCAGGGCUUGGCAACCGUAGUCAGAAUGAGUCUGCAUGUCUUAAAUGACGAAAACGUGCCCAAUGAAAAGAGUUCACAGUGCCGUGAUUUCCAGUUUUUGCCACCAGAACUUACCGGCAGAUCAUCUGUUCUUUGUCUGUCACAGAAAGAAAAUGUACCACCCCAGAGCCAGGCUAAGGCCACAAAUGUGACGUUCCAGACACCACCUCGGGAUCCACAGACACACAGGAUCUUAAGUCCUAACAUGACCAAUAAGCGUGAGGCUCCUUUUGGAUUACAAAAUGACCACUGUGUCUUCUUACAGAAAGAAAACCAGCGGCCUUUAGCCCCAGUGGAUGAUGCACCUGUGGUUCAAAUGGCAGCUGAGAUCCUAAGAGCAGAAGGCGAGUUACAGGAGGGAAUCUUGACUUCCUCAAGCCUUUCAGCUUCCACAAGUCUUCUGGACAGUGAGCUGGUGACCCCUCCUAUCGAGCCAGUGCUGGAGCCUUCCCAUCAGGGACUAGAACCUGUCUUGGAAAGUGAGCUGGUGACCCCUCCUGUUGAGCCAGUGCUGGAGCCUUCCCAUCAGGAACUAGAACCUGUCUUGGAAAGUGAGCUGGUGACCCCUCCUAUUGAGCCAGUGCUGGAGCCUUCCCAUCAGGGACUAGAACCUGUCUUGGACAGUGAGCUGGUGACCCCUCCUAUUGAGCCAGUGCUGGAGCCUUCCCAUCAGGGACUAGAACCUGUCUUAGAAAGUGAGCUGGUGACCCCUCCUAUUGAGCCAGUGCUGGAGCCUUCCCAUCAGGGACUAGAACCUGUCUUGGACAGUGAGCUGGUGACCCCUCCUAUUGAGCCAGUGCUGGAGCCUUCCCAUCAGGGACUAGAACCUGUCUUGGACAGUGAGCUGGUGACCCCUCCUAUCGAGCCUUUGCUGGAGCCUUCCCAUCAGGGACUAGAACCUGUCGUGGAUCUAAAGGAAGAGAGCUUCAGAGACCCAUCAGAAGUCCUAGGUACUGGUGCUGAAGUGGAUUAUCUGGAGCAGUUUGGAACUUCCUCGUUUAAGGAGUCGGCCUGGAGGAAGCAGUCUUUGUACGUGAAAUUUGACCCUCUUCUGAAAGACAGCCCUUUGCGGCCAAUGCCGGUGGCCCCAAUAACAAAUAGUACACAGGAUACAGAGGAGGAGUCUGGUUCUGGAAAGCCGACAGAAGCUGAGCUUGUCAACUUAGAUUUCUUGGGAGAUUUGGAUGUUCCGGUAUCUGCCCCACCCCUGUGUGUCCUUGAGCCUCGAGGUCUCCUUCCUGCUGAGCCUAUUGUGGAUGUGCUGAAGUACAGCCAGAAAGACCUGGAUGCAGUGGUGAAUGUGAUGCAGCAGGAGAACUUGGAGCUGAAAAGCAAGUAUGAGGACCUCAACACAAAAUAUUUGGAGAUGGGGAAGUCCGUUGAUGAGUUUGAGAAGAUCGCGUACAAAUCAUUGGAGGAGGCUGAGAAACAGAGGGAACUAAAGGAAAUAGCUGAAGACAAAAUCCAAAAGGUUUUAAAAGAGAGAGACCAACUUAAUGCAGACCUGAACUCCAUGGAAAAGUCCUUUUCUGACCUUUUCAAACGGUUUGAGAAGCGGAAGGAAGUGAUUGAAGGCUACCAGAAGAAUGAAGAGUCACUGAAGAAGUAUGUUGGGGAAUGCAUAGUGAAAAUUGAAAAAGAAGGCCAGAGGUACCAGGCGCUGAAGAUCCAUGCAGAAGAAAAGCUCAGGCUGCAAGCCUGAGGAAGGCACAAAUGCAGAACCACUCGCUGGAGAUGACUCUGGAGCAGAAGGUAGGACACAGAGACCCCAAGGCCUGUUGGAGCUGACUGUGAUUCACGGGUUGCCUGGACGUUAUCUUUGAGGAAGUCAAGGGCCAGCCUUUUCCUUUCUAGUCUCCUUUUCUGCUUGAGAAGGGUGGGACCUUCCUAGCCAGUUGCUACUCCCUCUGAAACCCUACAGAAACCAGUCUCAUCUUUUCUCCUUCAGACAAAAGAAAUUGAUGAGCUGACCCGGAUCUGUGAUGACCUCAUCUCUAAGAUGGAGAAGAUCUGAGCACAGCCAGCUAUAACCAGCGCUCUUCUGUCUGUCUACCCAUUUAUUUCCUUAUCUGUCUGAUUUAUCUCUUACGUGUGGUUUAUUUAACCUCUGUUCAUUUCUAAAUUACUUUAUUUUGAAAAGACUAAAGUUUAAUCUCAAACUCAAAGU